Zygotorulaspora mrakii is the source of this 1056-nucleotide messenger RNA. Its product is annotated as zinc-dependent alcohol dehydrogenase. The transcript has a single exon. The record is from RefSeq and is a predicted model, not a curated record. Gene Ontology annotation, molecular function: oxidoreductase activity; zinc ion binding. Bases 1 to 1056 code for a protein of 351 amino acids. NCBI's taxonomy places the organism in Eukaryota, Fungi, Ascomycota, Saccharomycetes, Saccharomycetales, Saccharomycetaceae.
AUGUCAGCUCCAGUUAUCCCAAAGACCCAAAAGGGUGUUAUUUUCUACAAAAACAACGGUCCAUUGGAAUACAAAGAUAUCCCGGUCCCCGAGCCUAAGGGAAAUGAGAUUUUGAUCAACAUCAAAUACUCGGGUGUGUGCCACACGGAUUUGCACGCCUGGAAGGGUGACUGGCCAUUGGCUACCAAAUUGCCUCUGGUCGGAGGUCACGAGGGUGCCGGUGUUGUCGUCAAGUUGGGCGCCAACGUCAAGGGCUGGAAGGUUGGUGACUUGGCCGGUGUCAAGUGGUUGAACGGCUCUUGUAUGUCCUGUGAGGAAUGUGAGUUGUCCAACGAGUCCAACUGUCCGGAAGCGGACUUGUCCGGUUACACGCACGACGGUUCUUUCCAGGAGUACUGUACCGCGGAUGCCGUGCACGCUGCCAGAAUUCCAAAGGGAACCGAUCUAGCCGAAGUCGCUCCAGUUCUAUGUGCCGGUAUCACCGUGUACAAGGCCUUGAAGUCAGCUGAGUUGAAGGCCGGUGACUGGGUCGCCAUCUCCGGUGCAGCCGGUGGUCUAGGUUCUCUAGCCACCCAAUACGCCAAGGCCAUGGGUUACAGAGUCUUGGGUAUCGAUGGUGGUGACGAGAAGAAAGACUUCUUCCUAAGCUUGGGAGGUGAGGUCUUCAUCGAUUUCACGAAAUCCAAGGAUGUCAUUGCCGACGUCCUUGCCGCCACUCACGGUGGUGCCCACGGUGUCAUCAACGUUUCCGUCUCUGAAGGUGCCAUCACUGCUUCCACCAAGUACUGUAGAGCCAAUGGUACUGUUGUCUUGGUCGGUCUACCUGCCGGUGCCGUCUGCAAAUCCGAAGUCUUCAACCAAGUCGUGAAGUCCAUUCACAUCGUCGGUUCGUACGUCGGAAACAGAGCUGACACCAGAGAGGCUUUGGACUUCUUCACCAGAGGUUUGAUCAAAUCGCCAAUCAAGGUCGUUGGUCUAUCCACAUUGCCAGAAAUCUAUGAGAAGAUGGAGAAGGGUCAAAUCGUUGGUAGAUACGUUGUUGACACCACCAAAUGA